CCACGAAAAGUCAUGAUACAAGAAAACAACUUUUAUGCUGAGAUCACAAGAAAACAAUUGGUUGUACAUUUUUCACGAGUUAUUCUCUUGAUAUAAAGGCACAUGCAUAUAUGCGCAUGCGCAGUACAAAUCUGGGCUCGACAUAUCAACCUGUAAAGAGAAAUGUACUACUGUAUAUUAGUGCAACGAAUCGAUUUUUCUGGGAUCGGUUACUCAUCCUGCGGAAUGCGGAAGCAGCUGAUCUGGAUUCGGCUAAACAGCCUGUGGUGUGGGCGAAGGAAUCAUGUGAGCAGUAGAUGUUCAUCUCCAGCAGUUCUUUGAGGAACUACCUGAAUGAAAUCCACUGAUCCAGGAGCAAACGAGCAGCGUUUUCCUUUUCGAAUCAUUAUUUCUCAUUGCGUUUGUAUGUAAAGCCAAUGCGGAAGUGAACGUUUUGAGAACUGCUCCAUGCUCCAUGGUUUCUUCAUUCAGCUGGAAAACCAAAACAACUGCUCAAGGCUGAGCAUCAGAUCUCAGCAAAUCAGGCUUUUGGAUUGAAGGUUGGUUGCUGGAGAAGGUUGUGAGGAUGAACACCGAGAAGGAUUUUUCCCCUUUGACCCCGAACAUUGUCCGAGCUCUCAACGACAAGCUGUAUGAGAAAAGGAAAGUGGCAGCACUGGAGAUUGAAAAACUCGUGAGGGAGUUCGUAGCUCAGAACAACUCGACUCAGAUCAGGCACGUCAUUCAGAUCCUGGCGUCCGAGUUUGCGCUCUCGCAGCACCCACACAGCCGGAAAGGAGGUCUGAUCGGCCUGGCCGCCUGCUCCAUCGCUCUCGGCAAAGAUUCCGGGUUGUACCUGAAAGAGCUGAUCGAGCCGGUGCUUACUUGCUUUAACGACUCGGACAGCCGUCUGCGGUAUUACGCCUGCGAGGCGCUCUACAACAUCGUGAAGGUGGCCAGGGGAGCCGUGCUUCCUCACUUCAAUGUGCUGUUCGACGGCCUCAGUAAGCUGGCAGCCGACCCAGACCCCAACGUGAAGAGCGGCUCCGAGCUUCUUGAUCGCCUUCUGAAGGACAUCGUUACUGAAAGCAACAAGUUCGACCUGGUGGCGUUUGUUCCUCUGCUGCGCGAGAGGAUUUACUCCAACAAUCAGUACGCUCGGCAGUUCAUCAUCUCGUGGAUCUUGGUGCUGGAGUCAGUUCCAGACAUAAACCUGCUGGAUUAUCUGCCCGAAAUUCUAGAUGGCCUUUUUCAGAUCCUCGGAGACAGCAGCAAAGAGAUCAAACGCAUGUGUGAGGUGGUCUUGGGAGAAUUUCUGAAAGAAAUCAAGAAAACUCCUUCAAGCGUGAAGUUUGCUGAUAUGGCAAACAUCCUGGUCAUCCACUGCCAAGUGUCUGAUGACUCCAAGCUCACUAAUGAUCUUAUCCAGCUGACGGCGAUGACCUGGAUGAGGGAGUUUAUUCAGCUGGCAGGACGAGUGGUCUUGCCUUACUCCUCUGGCAUUCUGACAGCAGUGCUGCCCUGUUUAUCCUACGACGACCGCAAGAAGAGCACUAAAGAGGCGGCGAGUGCCUGCAACAGCAGCCUCAUGAAGCUCGUCACCCCUGAGGAUGAUGAAGAUGACGAGCAGACCAUAAGCUCUCCGGUGAGCACUGACACGACCAGUAAGACCGAAGUGGAUCUUAAUGAUUCCCUCAAUGCCUCUCAGGAGUCUGUGGGAUUCAGCAACAUCUCCUUCUUCACACCAACAGGAAACGACAGGACGCACGUGACGCUGGACCUCGACGGCAUCGUGCAGGUUCUGAACAGACAUUUGCACGACUCCUCCACCGGCAUGAUGACUCGCAUCGCUGUGCUGAAGUGGCUCUACCAUCUCUAUAUCAGAACACCUCGCAAAAUGUUCCGCCAUACGGACAGUCUGUUCCCCAUGCUGCUGAAGACACUUUCCGAUGAGUCCGACGAGGUCAUCCUGAAAGACCUGGAAGUUCUAGCGGAGAUCGCAUCGUCCCGCGCCGGACAGACCGAGCUGUCGGAGUCGUGUGAGGGAGCCAAUAAAACAGAGCUUCACAUCCCGGAUGGAGGCAAGCAAGCGCAGAAAGCGCUGGGGCCAAGUUCUAAAGCGGUGGACUCCUCACCCUCGACUCCCAGCAUGAACUCGUACUUUUACAAGUUCAUGAUCAACCUUCUGAAGCGCUUUAGCCAGGAGAGGAAGCUUCUGGAAAUGAGGGGGGCCUUCAUCAUUAGGCAGCUGUGUCUCCUCCUGCACGCUGAAAACAUCUUCCACUCCAUGGCUGACAUCCUCCUGAAGGAGGAGGACCUAAAGUUUGCAUCCACCAUGGUACAAACGCUCAACACCAUUCUGCUUACCUCGGCUGAACUCUUCCAGCUCCGGAACCAGCUCAAAGAUCUGCGAACGCCUGAGAGCUGUGCUCUGUUCUGCUGCCUCUAUCGUUCCUGGUGCCAUAACCCGGUGGCCACGGUCUCGCUGUGCUUCCUGACUCAGAACUACCACCACGCGUACGACCUCAUCCAAAAAUUCGGUGAUUUGGAGGUCACUGUGGAUUUCCUGAUAGAAGUAGACAAACUGGUGCAGCUCAUCGAGAGCCCCAUUUUUACAUACCUGCGCCUGCAGCUGCUUGACGUGGAGAACAACCCGUACCUGAUCAAAGCUCUGUACGGACUGCUGAUGCUGCUGCCACAGAGCCAGGCGUUCCAGCUGCUGUCUCACCGUCUGCGCUGUGUCCCCAAUCCUGAGCUCAUGAGGACUGUUGACGACUCGAACUCCUCCAGAGCCAAACGCACCGCCCAGCCGCAGGUCGACCACAAGGAGCUUCUGCAGCAUUUCGAGCAUGUGCAGAGUAAACACGAGUUCCGGCACCAGAGAACAGGCCACACCGAGCACCCGGAUCGGAAGCUGGUCCUCUGAGCGCUCGCCGUCGCACCCUGGAGGCCACGUGACGCAGUAAUGGACCGUCCAGUGCCCAGAUGAUUAGUCCUGUUCUAGGAACGAGAGACUUUUGACCUUUUUAAAUGUUUAAAUUGCUUUCUGAGACUAGGAAUGUAUAUAUAUAUCUGUGUCUGUGUGUGUGUGUGUGUGUGUGUGUGUGUGUGUGUGUGUGUGUGUGUGUGUGUGUGUGUGUGUAAAGACUCAGGAAACUGCAGUCGUGUUCGUUCCGAGCUUUUAAACCACUGGUUGUAUCAUUAGCAUAGCUGCCAGAGACAUUUCAGAACCCCAUCAUACGAUAUACACAGAAUCUGACGUGCAUUUCCAGCGCAAGACUCUUACCAGGUGUUAAUAUUAUUGGAGAUAUAAAAGCCUGGUCGUUUUAAUGAAGCCGUGUGUGUGUGUGUGUGUGUGUGUAUACAGCUGUCAUUCCAUGUUCCUGACUGAGUUUGCGUCCUUUGCAGUGACGUUAACGGGACGCUGAAGUUGUGAGUCAGUGCCACUGGUCUCUUCGUCCAGUCGAUUUCUUUGCUUUUAUUCGUCUGCAUCAUCCUCAAGGUCUAAUCUGUGAUCCGAUAUACACUCCUGCUGCGAUGUCUUAUUUCAAACCCAACUUGGAACCUCUGCCUUACGUGAACAAAAUGGAUUUUAGUAAUUUAUCAUGUCCUGAACAGGUGUAUGCAAUAAAGUGGACCAUAAAUAAUCA
Molecule: messenger RNA, 3629 nt
Organism: Silurus meridionalis
Lineage: Eukaryota; Metazoa; Chordata; Actinopteri; Siluriformes; Siluridae
Gene: vac14
Product: vac14 homolog (S. cerevisiae)
Biological process (GO): phosphatidylinositol biosynthetic process; positive regulation of kinase activity
Cellular component (GO): endosome membrane; PAS complex
Source: RefSeq, a predicted model, not a curated record